AUGGCUUCCUUAUUAUAUAGAACUUUUGGCUAUGAAGUUGCAUCCUUUAUAAGCGGUUUGUUUGCGCAUCCAACUCAUCAUAAUAAUCACAAACAUAAUAAGAAGUUCAACAUGCCAAAGGGUCGACCGAUUUCGUUACAGACAGUUGAGCUGAAAGUAAGGAUGUGUUGCACAGGUUGCGAAAGAGUUGUUAAGAAUGCGGUCUACAAACUCAAAGGCAUAGAUUCUGUGAAAGUGGACUUAGAGAUGGAAAGGGUAACGGUUAUCGGAUACGUUGAGAGGAACAAAGUGCUUAAGGCAAUUAGAAGAGCUGGAAAACGAGCUGAAUUUUGGCCUUAUCCUAAUCCACCACUUUACUUCACAUCAGCUAGUAAUUACUUCAAAGAUACAACCAAUGAGUUUAAAGAAAGUUACAAUUACUACAGACAUGGUUACAAUCUUCCAGAUAGGCAUGGGACCAUUCAUGUCACUCAACGUGGUGAUGACCAAGUUAGCAACAUGUUUAAUGAUGAUAAUGUUCAUGCUUGUUCUCUCAUGUAA
Messenger RNA from Lathyrus sativus (Indian pea), 540 nucleotides. The record is from the annotation of a GenBank genome assembly. NCBI's taxonomy places the organism in Eukaryota, Viridiplantae, Streptophyta, Magnoliopsida, Fabales, Fabaceae.